Molecule: messenger RNA, 2102 nt
Organism: Vanrija pseudolonga
Lineage: Eukaryota; Fungi; Basidiomycota; Tremellomycetes; Trichosporonales; Trichosporonaceae
Gene: rco-1
Product: Transcriptional repressor rco-1
Exons: 6
Coding region: 359-2020 (553 amino acids)
Cellular component (GO): nucleus
Molecular function (GO): protein binding
Source: RefSeq, a predicted model, not a curated record
ACAACCCCUCCCACCCUCACUCACUCUCGACAUCCAUCCAUCCACUCGUCACUCUCUUCCAUCUCGCAUCCAUCCACCCCGAUCCCACAGUCUCAAAACCUCACUUGUCUAACCCACACCAAGCAAGCACAACCAAGCGCAAGCACGCCCCGAAUCCCGGACCCCCUUCCUCUCCCUUCAUCCUCGACGACGCACAGAGCCCGGAACAAUCGGCCUGCCCGCACGCGCAUAGCGACCAACCAACCCCCACUUCUUUCAACUCUUUCGCGCCUCGGCCCCCCAACCCAGUCACCCUCUUUUUCAAAGGCGUACAGUCGAGCAAGCACUCACUUGACACCGAUUGUUCGAAACAGCUCCCAUGCAGCCCGCUGGUAUUUACAACCACCACCGCCUGCCUCCCGCGGCUGCGCCGUCGGCGGCCCCGCUGUCUGCCGUCCCUCCCGCGUCGAUCGCUCGACUGGGAGAGUUCUUUGACUUGAUCAAGGCCGAGUUUGAGACGGUUGCCCAGGAUGGCGGCAACUGGAAGGUGCAGAGGGACGAAUACGAGGCAAAGAUCUCGCAGCAGAUCAACGAGCUCGGCAUGAUUCGUCAGUCACUAUACGAGCUUGAGGCGACCCACGCCAAGGUCCGACAAGAAUACGAGGCCGAGAUUGCCCGUUUGCGUCGUGAGCUCGAGAACCGAGGCCCGCCUGGCAACGGACCAGCGCCCACCUCUCCCCCUCACCUCCCUCCUGCCAGCGGACCAGAGGGCAACGAGCGCGGAUCAGGAUAUCCAUCUGCCCAGCUUCCCGGCCCUCCGCUUAACGGCGCAGACGCCAGCGCCUCUCGCUCCCCUUACCCCCCUGCUUCCAUUCCUCGACCUCUCUCGACUACCGUCGACCGCAAAGAGUCGCGAUCCGUCACCCCCACGCGGAGUCCUCCCACGCUCCUCUCAGACCUUGACCCGGACAACGUAUCGCGCGAGUUGAAGAAGGAGGGCUCGGAUUGGUUUGCCAUCUGGUCGUCGCAUUCAAAGAAGCAGCUCGAUGUGUCGCUGGUCCACUCCCUUGUCCACGACACGGUCGUUUGCUGCGUCAAGUUCUCCAACGACGGCAAGUACCUUGCCACCGGCUGCAACCGCACCGCUCAGAUCUACGAUACCAAGACUGGCGCAAAGAUCUGCGUCCUCUUGGAUGAGUCGGCGACGAGGACGGGCGACCUUUACAUUCGCAGCAUCUGCUUCAGCCCAGACGGCAAGUACCUCGCCACGGGUGCCGAGGACAGGCAAAUCAGGAUCUGGGACAUCAAGCAGCAGCGCAUUCGCCAUCUGCUCCAGGGUCACAUGCAGGAGAUCUACUCGCUCGACUUUAGCCGCGACGGACGCUUCCUUGUGUCGGGCUCCGGCGACAAGUCGGCCCGUGUCUGGGACAUUGAGAAGGGCGUGUGUGUGUUUGACCUCCGCAUCGAGGACUUCAUCCACAACGAGCACGGCCCCAUCGACGCCGGCAUCACCUCGGUCGCUCUGUCUCCCGACGGCAAGCUCGUUGCCGCUGGAUCUCUCGACACGAUGGUUCGCGUGUGGAACGUCCAGACUGGCCAGCAGGUCGAGCGCCUCAAGGGCCACAAGGACUCUGUGUACAGUGUUGCGUUCUCGCCCGAUGGCAAGUGCCUGGUUUCCGGCUCGCUCGACCGCACCCUCCGUGUCUGGGACCUUACCCAGACGAAGCGCGCACUGGACGGCAACGGACCCAGCUCCAAGGAUGCGGCCGAAAAGGGUGGCUUUGGAAGCUGCGCGUCUACGCUCAACGGCCACAAGGACUAUGUUCUCUCGGUCGCCAUCUCGCCAGACGGACGCUGGGUGGUUUCGGGCUCCAAGGACCGCUCGAUCCAGUUCUGGGACAUCCACUCUGGUCAGGCUCAGUUCAUGCUGCAGGGUCACAAGAACUCUGUCAUUUCCAUCGACCUUGCUCGCUCGGGCGGAUUGCUGGCCUCUGGCUCUGGUGACUGCCACGCGAGGAUCUGGAGUUAUGGCCCCCCGUAGAAGCGUUAAUGUUGUGUUCUGAAUCUUUAUAGUGCGCGAGUCUGUGCACGCCUGUAGCGGUGCCGUAGAGUUGGGAUGCAGC